Stegostoma tigrinum is the source of this 777-nucleotide messenger RNA. RefSeq lists its product as uncharacterized. The transcript has 6 exons. Bases 138 to 770 code for a protein of 210 amino acids. NCBI's taxonomy places the organism in Eukaryota, Metazoa, Chordata, Chondrichthyes, Orectolobiformes, Stegostomatidae. The record is from RefSeq and is a predicted model, not a curated record. Gene Ontology annotation, molecular function: adenine phosphoribosyltransferase activity.
AUGAACAAGGUCCAGAGAAAGAGAACUGAUAAUCUCGGAGAAAAGAAGCCUCAAGUAAUUGCUAUUUUUAUCUUCGUUGGGAAAGUCUUCUCAAAGUGGAGAAACACUAGCUGAGGAAUAAACAACAGUCAAAUAGCAUGGAUGUAUUGAACAUACCUGCAGAGCGUGGAAAAAGUUGGUAUUUAGCUCUCAUGGCACCCAAUGUGAAGGGCCCACAGUAUGCCUGGCUUGAUCCAUCCAGAAUCUACUGUAACCAACAGUCUCUCAAAGACUGUGUAGAAGACUUGGUCCAGCCUUUCCAGAAUGAUGCCAUAGACAUCGUAGCUGGGAUUGAUGCCAUGGGCUUUGUUCUAGGAGCAGCUAUAGCCUACCAUCUUGGAAAAGGGUUUUUAACCAUUCGGAAAGAAGGUCACAGUUGUGUAGAAACCAUCAGCAAAAAUUACUAUAACUACACAGGUCAAAAGAAAUUGUUGGAAAUGCGGACUGAUGUGGUUAGGAAAGGCUUAAGGGUCCUGCUGGUGGACCAGUGGAUUGAGACUGGAGGCACAAUGGAAGCUGCAAUUGCACUCAUUGAAGAACAAGGUGGGACUAUAGCAGGUAUUGCGACAAUCUGCAUUGAGGACAGUGAAGGAGGCAAGCGAAUUAAAGAGAAAUAUAAAUGUGCAACCUGUGUCCCUGAUCACGUGCAGCCACAAUUCAAUAAUAAAUACCUGGAGACCUUCAAAGCCUUUGAAACAAAGAUUCCAGUUGUGCAAAAUAAAUCUGAGUGAAGCAUCA